Messenger RNA from Notothenia coriiceps (black rockcod), 3686 nucleotides. It is a transcript of the gene sts, whose product is annotated as steroid sulfatase (microsomal), isozyme S. The coding region runs from base 106 to 1827 and encodes 573 amino acids. The record is from RefSeq and is a predicted model, not a curated record. Gene Ontology annotation, molecular function: arylsulfatase activity. The transcript has 10 exons. Lineage: Eukaryota; Metazoa; Chordata; Actinopteri; Perciformes; Nototheniidae.
CAACAGCUAUCAGGAACUUCACCAGCCGACGAGAUGUGGACUAGAGUAAAUAAACAGCGAUAACUGGAGUUUCCUGUGACUUAAAAGUCUCUCUGUUGUGCCGACAUGAGGUCAACAUGGAGGCCUUCACCUCUGCCGCUGCUGAUUCUCUUGGUGUCCAGCUGUGUGUCCGUUCAGAGCAGCAAGACCAACUUCGUCCUGAUGAUGGUGGACGACCUGGGGAUUGGAGACCUGGGCUGCUAUGGCAACACAACACUGAGGACCCCCAACAUUGACCGUUUGGCCGAGGAGGGGGUGAAGCUGACUCAGCACAUCGCGGCAGCGAGCCUUUGCGCUCCCAGCAGGGCGGCGUUUCUCACCGGGCGAUACCCGAUACGAUCAGGUGUAGCUGGUGAUCUCAGACCUGGAGUUUUUAUAUUUAACGCAGCAUCUGGAGGCCUUCCCAGCCAAGAGGUGACGUUUGCCAAGAUUGCCAAACAGCAGGGCUACAAGACAGCUCUCAUCGGAAAAUGGCACCUAGGACUCAACUGUGAGAGCAGUGAAGAUCACUGCCACCACCCGAGCAACCACGGCUUUGACUUCUUCUUCGGUAUCCCUUUAACCAACCUGCGGGACUGCCAGCCCGGACACGGCACCGUGUUCCGGAUCUAUAAAUAUUUACCGUACGAGACAGUGGCCAUCGUCCUGCUCACAGCAGCCUUCCUCCACUACAGAGGAGUGAUCACCGUCAGCAGAGGGCUGCUCGGGAUCCUGCUCUCUCUGUCGGCCGCCGCCACAUGUCUGACUGUGGGAUUCAUCAUGAUGAUCCCAUACCUCAACUGUGUUCUCAUGAGGGACCACAGGGUUGUGGAGCAGCCGUUCACAUCUGAAAACCUGACCCAGAGGAUGACUCAUGAGGCCGUGGACUUCUUGGAACGGAACUCAGCGACACCUUUCCUGCUGUUUUUCUCUUUCAUCCAAGUGCACACAGCCAUGUUUGCUUCAGCAGCAUUCAGGGGAACGAGCCGCCACGGUAUCUACGGAGACGCUGUGCACGAAGUGGACUGGAGUGUAGGUCAGAUCAUGCAGACUCUGGACAGACUGAACCUGAGAGAAAACACUCUGGUUUACCUGACCUCAGACCAGGGGGCUCACCUGGAGGAGAUCUCUGAUGGAGGAGAAGUGCACAGAGGGUCCAAUGGAAUAUAUAAAGCAGGGAAGUCCACAAACUGGGAGGGAGGAAUCCGAGUCCCGGGAAUUCUGCGGUGGCCGGGAAACAUCCCUGCCGGCAGAGAGGUGGACGAGCCCACCAGCAACAUGGACCUGUUCCCCACGGUGGUGAAGCUGAGCGGAGCCUCGGGCCCAGAGGACCGGGUGAUAGACGGUCAUGACCUCAUGGAUCUCCUUCAGGGGAGGGUAGACCGCUCCAAGCACGAGUUCCUGUUCCAUUACUGCAACGCAUACCUGAACGCGGUCAGAUGGCAUCCCCAAAACAGUAACUCCGUGUGGAAAGCCUUUUACUUCACCCCAAACUUCUACCCAGAGAACGGGACAGCCUGCUUCCACACACACGCCUGCUUCUGCACGCCGGGCUUCGUGACCUACCACGAUCCUCCGCUGCUCUUCGACCUCUCCAGGGACCAAUCAGAGAGCAGGCCGCUCACUCCCAGCACCGAGCCCGCCUUUUACUCCGUCCUGGCUGCGAUGGAGGAGGCGGCUGAGAAGCACCGGGGGUCGGUGGAGCCGGUGGAGAGCCAGAUGUCGGCGCUGAACCUGAUGUGGAAGCCCUGGCUGCAGCCGUGCUGCUCCACACUCUCACAGCUCUGCCAGUGCCAGCAGGACCAAUAGGGGAGGACUUCAGGGUUUAUACCUGCAAACACUUCCAGGAAAUUCACGUCAACUUCAACCUGACUGAUUGGAAUCAGCAAACUGAUGUGGAAAACCCUCCGUAGCUAUGAUGCUAUUGGUUUAAGUAAAGUAAACUUAUAAUUUCCCCACCCGGCCCUCAGGAAACAAAGGUCUGUUUCUGCAGUGUGGGAGCUUGUUGGGCUUUUGUUUAUUAGUUUCACUUUCAGGAUGGAUCUCCGAGCAGCCCCCUGGCUCAGUAGGAGAGUCUGCUGUGGUAAUGUGGUUACUGCGGCAAUCACAUUUCCCAAAUGAGUUUAGACGUGGGCAGAAGCACAACGCGCGAUUGUUUGCAAGUUGCAUACAUGAGAGAAUUUCCCUUCCUCUGUGGAAAAUGAUACUUUAUUCAUGUUGGUGUUAAAACUAUGAAUAUAACGCUGCUCUUCACUGCAUUUCAACAUUUCAGAGUGGUAACAUAUUGCAGGUGUGCGUGGCUGUAAUGAACUGGGCUACUUUAGCUGUUCUGUUUUCCAUUCUUCAGUGUUUAAUUACUGAAGAGGAAUUUUCCAACAAGAAUAGCUGAAACAAAAAGUAUAAAGAACACAAGCCGGGGAAUCUUUGCCCCCGGGGGGAAUCUGUAAUUUAAGGGAAGCUUUAAUUGAGCCUCAUUAUCGGAGCCAGCGGGUGGGCUUACAUAACGCAAGAGUGGAAACACUACUGGGUACAUCUGUGUGUCAGUGGCUUACUGUACAUAUGAAGGCUAUUUAAGGUGUUGAUAUUUCUUUUUAUAUGGUAAUUAUGUAUUUUUACAGUGCCUCACAGCAUCAGUUGAGUCAAUUAGUGCUGUAUAUUAUUUGAAAUGUGCCGAUACCAGAGUGUUGAUACCCUAACUGGAGUUUCAGUAACAUAAAGUAUGUUUAAAAUGAACUUUUUCUUUUGUGUGAGAUGUCUCAACUGGCAACCGGAAGCUUUAUCAGCUAAACGUAUAUUAUUUGUAUUUUGUGCCUCUACUACUGUGACAUGAUUUAAUGUUCAUAAAGUAAUUCAAUUCAGCAAUGAUUUGGUAUUCCUUACUCUACCUUGUAAGUACAAAAACAAGUCACAUGUUCUUUUGAAUCGUUGAUUUACAUUUCUUGAUAUAGGAAAAGUCAGGUAUCUUUGGUUGACAUUUACAAGACAAUGGCAUCCUGUAUAAAACUCUAUUUUACUCCUCACCAUGGGAGAAGUUUCCCACUGCAGAGUAUAGAGUCAGGAUCCUCAUGUAGUUACUUUUGUCUCUUUGGAAAUACAGUACAUGCCGCAGGACUGCCAUAUUAUUGAUGUCCGAUACCCAGCCCUGGUCUUCCUGCUGUUCCGAUAUGUUGUAGUAAAUUAAAGAAAGGUCCUAUGAAAUGUUCCGUUUCCUUUGGGGCAUUAACUGUAGAUAGUACAACAUAAUCAAUUUGCCUCGUCCCUUGUAAAUCUCUCUUCAUUGAAGCAGCGUCUCCGUCUGUCCUGAGGGUGGAGCGCCCGUCUGAAACGCUGAUGGAGAACCUGCUCAUGCACAGAAACCCAGCGGAACCGUCUGGCACUUCAAAGAUGAAGCUCCAUCCCGCAUCCCGAGGGAGCUCCCAACAUCCAUGACGGCAGAGUGGACUUCCUGUGAAGUGCUGCAAUAUCCGAUAGGUUUUCCCUUACUGCUUCGAGCUAGGUGAGUUAAAUGCCUCCUUGGAAAAUUGAUGAGGAGCUCACAUGAGGGCUUUUUAUCACGUUGAGCUGCGGAAGAAAAGGCCCACAAUGUGAUGGGAAAAUCCUGUUUUUCUUUUGCUAAAGGAGCCCUUGCUUCCAGUUUAUGUCACCACUGCACAACUCUGGAUUCUUAG